Molecule: messenger RNA, 2517 nt
Organism: Cuscuta europaea
Lineage: Eukaryota; Viridiplantae; Streptophyta; Magnoliopsida; Solanales; Convolvulaceae
Source: the annotation of a GenBank genome assembly
CUUCGGUGCUAUUAAAUGGCAAAAUGCGUGUUGCGUGUCGGCCGUUCACAUCACGCGCGCGCUCACCUGCAUAGUCAAGUGAAAAUCAUUUCUGCAACACAUUCUGUGGUUGUGAUUCAUGGCAACUCAAGGUCAAGUCAUCACCUGCAAAGGUACCGUUCCUUUUCUAAAAAAAAAGCCGAUUGCACGCUGGUAUUGGUAUAACCACGAAUUUGGUAUAUAUCUACAUGAAUAAAUGAAUUGUCUGCAUUUCUGCGGUGAUACUUCACUUACUUGUGUAUGCGGAACCCUCAGCCCGAGUAGAUCUGAAUGUGGUUAUUGUGAUUUGUGAUUGUACAGCUGCGGUGGCCUGGGAACCCAACAAGCCUUUGGCGAUCGAGGACGUUCAGGUUGAUCCACCGCAGGCUGGUGAAGUCCGUGUUAAGAUUCUAUUCGCUGCUCUCUGCCACACGGAUGCUUAUACGUGGAGCGGCAAGGAUCCUGAAGGUCUCUUCCCAUGUGUUCUUGGUCAUGAAGCUGCGGGUAUAGUGGAAAGUGUUGGUGAAGGUGUUACUGAGGUUCAGCCUGGAGACCAUGUUAUACCAUGUUAUCAAGCAGAAUGCAGGGAGUGCAAGUUUUGCAAAUCAGGAAAGACAAAUCUUUGUGGAAAAGUAAGGGGUGCUACUGGAGUUGGAAUCAUGAUGAAUGACCGUAAGAGUCGGUUUUCAAUCAAUGGGAAGCCCAUUUAUCACUUCAUGGGGACUUCAACGUUCAGUCAAUACACUGUAGUCCAUGAUGUCAGUGUAGCUAAGAUUGACCCAAAGGCACCUUUGGAAAAAGUCUGUCUUCUAGGCUGUGGUGUUCCAACAGGUCUUGGAGCAGUUUGGAACACUGCAAAAGUUGAGCCAGGUUCUAUAGUUGCUGUCUUUGGCCUUGGGACUGUAGGCCUUGCUGUCGCAGAGGGUGCUAAAGCUGCCGGUGCUUCACGGAUCAUUGGGAUAGAUAUUGACAGCAAAAAGUUUGACACAGCUAAGAAUUUUGGUGUGACUGAAUUCAUCAAUCCAAAAAACCAUGACAAACCAAUACAGCAGGUUAUUGUAGAUCAAACUGAUGGUGGUGUUGACUAUAGUUUUGAGUGCAUUGGGAAUGUUGAAGUGAUGAGGGCUGCUCUAGAGUGCUGUCAUAAGGGUUGGGGAACAUCAGUUAUUGUAGGUGUAGCAGCAUCUGGACAAGAGAUAUCAACACGUCCAUUUCAGCUGGUGACUGGCCGAGUUUGGAAGGGAACUGCAUUUGGCGGUUUCAAGAGCCGCUCACAAGUACCUUGGCUUGUGGAAAAGUACAUGAAAAAGGAGAUCAAAGUGGACGAGUACAUCACCCACAACUUGACACUUCCAGAGAUCAAUGAGGCCUUUGAUCUGAUGCAUGAGGGAGGUUGCCUUCGUGUUGUACUGAAAAUGCAUGCAUGAGUAAUGAGAUUGAUUCAGAUGGCUGUAUCUUUUGGUAUGGUGUGGAUUUGCGGGAAUCUUCAACCCCUCCCUCCUUACCCCCUCCACACUUGAAUAAGAUUAGAUGAUGAUAUGUUUAUAAAUUUUCAUGUUCUUGGGACAUGCAUGGUUGGGAUUUUCGGUUAUCAUAUUUAACAUUUCUCUUCAUUUCUUUUUUGUCGGUCGCCCAUCAGAGGAAGCGGCGAGUCUAGCUAUUUUAAUUGUUAUUCCUCUCCCCACCAACUUGAGUGCCUUUAUGGCUAUGUUUUCUAUUGCUUCUAAUAAGCACUUGGCUUUUUUGAUCACAAAAGCUAAAAAAAGUGUUUGUAAAUACAAAAUAUGUCAAAAGCUGAAGCAACCAUUGGGUGAUUGGGGUGCUUUUAUCUGCAUUUAGUUUUUUUUUGUAGAUAUGUUGAACUUUGAGGAUACUUUUAUACCUCAACUUUUUCCCACAUCCCAACUUACCCUUGUCUGAACAAACAAUUUCUUCGCUGACGAAGUUUUCCUUUGCUGCUAUAUUUGACCACCUUCUCCGGUGAAUUCCAUCCUCUGGCCACGGUGAACACGGUAAGCCCCAGUCCCAAAUUUCAGUUGUCAUGCCCGGCGAGAGGCCAACCAAGUUCUAUAACUGGCCAAGUUCCGGCGUGAAUAUAAAAAAACACAAAGAAGCAUGUGCAAGGCACCACCAUCACAGCUAUAUGGUCGCAGCUAUAUGGGGAGAGAAAUGGCACCCAAGGCAACACUAUGCCACUAUGGUCAGCUGCAAAUCUAGCAGGAUGGCCAUGGCUGUGACUCGCAACUCUUUUUUUUUCUGAAGUUAGCGCUCUUCAGGGGGUUUCACCAUCACUGUUUUUGGAGUAACCAAAACAACAUUCAAUUGAACAUGUUUGAAUGUAUAAAAAUUAGAAAAAUCAAAACUCUCGAAUGAAAUUAGCGAGAGAGAUGGGUAGAUGAGUACUUGACUACUUGAACACAAAUGGGUGAAAGUAAUGAAGAAGCCAUAAAUUUCUUGUAGCUCCACGAUAUAGAACACGCUCUUUUAAUUGAUCCAAUA